Molecule: messenger RNA, 633 nt
Organism: Penicillium waksmanii
Lineage: Eukaryota; Fungi; Ascomycota; Eurotiomycetes; Eurotiales; Aspergillaceae
Exons: 3
Coding region: 1-633 (210 amino acids)
Source: RefSeq, a predicted model, not a curated record
AUGAAACUCAAACUGCGGGUGCAAACGAUUACACAACCUUUCCAUAAAGUGUGCGCGAACUCAACUUGGGACUUGUGGUAUGCGGAGGGGUUCUUGUGCUGCGAGCCAGGCAUGAUCGGGUAUCUUAGCAAAGAUUCAGGUGGUGACAUCAGAAAAUCGACUUUUGGCUGCAACACAGAUGCAUACAUCAAGAAUAACGGCACUAAGCUAAAUAUUGAACGUGGCACACGCUCGACUCCUGAUUAUCCUAACUCUGGAAAUUCCACUACGAAUAACAGUACCACUAAAGCGUCGAAUAAUGGUACGCAUAACGAUACAAAUAUCCUUUCGAAUAACGACACGAACGAUGGUCCGAAUAAAGGCGCGAUAGCUGGCGGAGUUGUCGGGGGUGUCUGCGGCAUACUCAUAAUUGCCGUCAUUAUAUUUAUUUUUCUCCGUCGCCGUCGCUCAAAAAUAUCCAGCAAUUCUGAAAAGAGUCCAGCCGAAAUUGAAGGGGAAACUAGACCAUUCGGUGAACUGGAUGGCACCGCUUCUAAACGAACCGAGCUUGAGGCCGACACAGGAUCACGACAAGAGUUGGCUGGCCACGCAUUCAAGAAGACGAAUGAAGGGCCGCCCUCUGAGCUAGCUUGA